AUGGCCUGGAUACUUCGUGCAGAAUUCGAGUACUUGUUAUGCCUCACAUCCGAGAGGUUGGAUGUGGCGAAGUCGCGCGCACUGCUGCAUGCAUCUCUAGACGCUCGGCUGCUUCUAACAGACGACCCCUUGUACACAGCGUACAUUGAUGCAGGGAAGGUUGCACUCAAGAACUACCUAGGAGAGGGAAAGGACAGACAGGGGCUGGGAUGGCAGAGCCGCACGUUUCAGGCCGCCAUGAUGGCGUGCAUUUGCGACGACGUUAAUUUGGCCCAUGUGUUCAACGUAUUAAGGGUGGAGGAACUCUUGGAGAACCUUGGGGACGAGUUGUCGCCGAGUCAGUGCGCCAAAGUAAUGCUUGCUAUAAUCGGCGAAUUACACCUUGUGCGACGCGACAUGCAAGCAGCAGCCAGCACCGACUCUCCGGAGUUUCUUGAGUUUAAGGAUAAGAGCGGCAAAUUCCUCCGAAAGGCUCUACAACUGCUUUUGUCUCUCAUUUCUGAAAGUGGCAGAGACAGGUUCUGUUAUGUAAAAGAAGCCUUAAUUCACCCCGACGCCACUUGCGCACGUCCAGCCCCUGUAACGACCCUUAACUUUACUUCGCCAGCCGACGCAGCAUUGGCAAAGGCAUGGAGGGGACGGGAACCGUUUCAGCUGGCGCAAGUCUUACGGGCUGACUUGGACGCUAGUGCUUUAUACACAUCUUCUAUGUAUGCCCUCUAUAAAAGAGGAGAUGCAAUGUUUGAGACGCUUUUGCACAGCGGGAGCCUCCUUUCUCUGUGGCAUCGGCUUCACGCCAUCUGCAAGCGUCAGGCGGCACUCGGUCACGAAGUAAUCAAAUGGAGUAUUGUGCGACAGGCUCCUCGGCUCAACAGACUCCGGCAGUUGAUUCUGACGCGCCUUAUCCAAUGCCUUUAUCAACCACAGUAUAAGCAGCCUCUAGGCGGCCCUGCGACUGCCAGUGAAAAAGCGGGCAACGACGACGAAAGGGUUCUGGCAGGGCUUAUUGCAGAAAGCCUCAUUCUUUCUGGAGUGAAGGUUUGGUGCUAUGAGAGCAAGACUCAAAAGCAACAAAUAUUGCAAAUGGCAGGUAAAGGCGGAGCGUCGCUUUCAUCCAAGCUGGAUUCACUCUUGUGCAUCCAGAUCGACAGAGGGUUCGUGGAGUUGCCUUUGGGGCAGGAGCUGCCUGACCUCGAUGGCCUAGCGAGUUUGUUUGCUGAAGCUCCUGGGAACGAACCUGUGGAUUCCUACGAAAGCAUGCAGUACACCGACAUGAACCUUUACACUCUCGUCCCCGACACGUACACUUCAGGGAUUCGCGCUCCUAACUGGCCAUCCACAUCUUACCUUAUUGGCUCUCGCCUGCACCGGGCUACGCCUAAUUUGGGGGUGCUGGACGAGUCGCGUUUCUUCACAAACCCGAUGGUUACCGCCCUUCUAAACAAAACUGCCCUCGAAGAAACAAUCAACGCGUUUAUUUCCUCAGAAGCUUUCGAAACUGUCUGA
This is a messenger RNA of Eimeria mitis, 1506 nucleotides long. RefSeq lists its product as uncharacterized. The transcript has 7 exons. The record is from RefSeq and is a predicted model, not a curated record. Lineage: Eukaryota; Apicomplexa; Conoidasida; Eucoccidiorida; Eimeriidae. The coding region runs from base 1 to 1506 and encodes 501 amino acids.